Hemisphaericaspora subhashii is the source of this 2775-nucleotide messenger RNA. Its product is annotated as CORVET complex subunit. Lineage: Eukaryota; Fungi; Ascomycota; Pichiomycetes; Serinales; Debaryomycetaceae. Gene Ontology annotation, cellular component: fungal-type vacuole membrane; cytoplasm. The record is from RefSeq and is a predicted model, not a curated record. Gene Ontology annotation, biological process: vesicle-mediated transport; autophagy; endosomal vesicle fusion. The coding region runs from base 1 to 2775 and encodes 924 amino acids. The transcript has a single exon.
AUGGAAGAGGGAGAAGAAGAAGAUAAUAGGCGAUCAAUGGACUAUCAGAUAAGUCCAUUACUCACUGACAUCCCAUUAGAAGAAAAUGAACAAAUUACAGCAAUAUCAAGUUAUAAUCAAAUCAAUGUUUAUAUAGGAACUAAUCAAGGUAGAAUACUCCAUUAUCAUCAUUUUGAAGAUGUUAAAGAAUAUAUACUCAUAUCACAACUAGAGAUUAGCAAUGACCUUCCAAAGCAUCCGAUUGAUAAGAUAAUAUGUCUUCCUAAUUCCCAACGAAUGUUAAUACUAUCCAAUCGAAUAACCACAUUUCAUUCAUUACCUGAAUUAUCACCAAGUCAUGAACGAAAAAUGAAGAAUAUAAAUCACAUUGAAAUCAUAGAUAUUACUACUAAAGAAUCAGAUUCUGUAUUAGUACUAAGCCCUUCCAAGAUCAGGAUUGUACAAUUUCAAGAGAAUCAAAUAAAAGUUGCACGAGAAGUAAAUUAUUCAGGAGCAAUAACAGGAACAUCAUAUAAGACAUCAAAUGGUGGCAUAAUAGUAUCAGUUGCCAAUCAAGACAAUUAUGAUAUCCUAGACAUAGAUAACAGUCGUAAAAUUCCAUUAUUCGGCUAUAAAAAUGAUUCUGAAGUUGUUGUCAACCCCUGUAUUCGAGCCUUUUAUGCUCAAGACAGUCGACAGGAAGAAUUCCUAUUGACUAUUCUGUCAGAUUCACAGACUUCAAUUGCCAUGUUUAUUAAUACUUCUGGAGAUGUCACUAGGGGAACAUUGACAUGGGUGGGUGAUGGAUAUCCCAAUGGUGGAGUGGAGAUUGAUUGGCCGUAUUCCUUUGGAGUUUUUAAUAAUGAGAAAUCCAAGUUGAUUGUUUCGUCGUUGAACACUUUAGAAACUGAUAUUAUAAUGACAUUGGAAGGAUUCAGCAAAUCAGUUCAAAUACAGAGUAGGGAUCCAAUAUCGGAUGAUAAAGAGGAGACUGGACAAUUUAAGAUAGAUCAUAUAUCUCAGGUCUCGUUCCAAGACUCAUCACUUGACCCAAUACUAUCGUGGAAAGAUAUAAUAUCAGGAGAUGUACAACCCCCGCAAUGUUUAGAAACCUCGAGCAUAAUACUAUCUAAUGGGAGGCAAGUGUGGAGUAUUCAUCAACGAAAUCAUAUAUUAAAAAUUCAGAAAGAAUUCGAAAAGUCAGUUGACGAGAACCAGCAUGAGGCAUUUUCUACGAAUAAUUCGCUAGCUAAUUACCAAGGAAUCAUGAAACAUUAUAUGUGCCACUUAUUACUACUAGCAUCCUUAGCAUGUAAAGAUCAAGAGAAAACAUUGGAAUACCUUACACUCGAGGAAGGCGAAGCACUCAUAAUAUCUCCAGAGUUAACUUUAUUUCUCAUUGGUGGGAAAGAAUACAAAUAUAAAGGCAUCUAUUUAGGUAUUGAAAAAUUUGUUGAGGAAUGGAAGGUUGAAAGGGAUACCAGUCUUUUAAAAUUAUACAUUCAAACUAUCCAACCCCGGUAUCUCACUUCCGAAUUACGAAAUGAAUAUUAUUCUAGUUGUGAUCAGGAGGAAGAAGUUUUAGAUUUCUUCACGGGGGAUGUGAAUUCUUGGAAUAUCUAUGAUGACGCUAAUAAACUGUUGAUUCAAAUUAUAGCCGAGAAAGGGUUUCAACAUGCAGUCUGUGAAGUUUAUAAUAUCUUAAUUGGGAAGGAGCUUCCAGAUAAGAAUGACAUAGUUCAUGAUUAUUCUGUGUAUUUGUGUGAAAAUUUAGCAACUGGAAAUAAAACCUUGGACAGGGCAAUUUCAUUACUUAGCAGCGGGUGGUUGAGUGACAAAGACUACGGUAAACUCCUCGUGGGAGUGCUAAAGUUGGAUAAAGAUAGAGGAUUUGCAUUCAUCCGAUCCAAUAAGAAAUAUCUAGAUAUUAAUCGAGCUGUUAUGAAAGAUUUAUCAAAAGAUGAGAAGGGUCAAGAACAAUUCGCAAUUUUGCAGCUUGAAUUAUUGGAGGCAUCCUAUCUUCGAGAUGAAGGAAACACAGCACUUCUUCGAGAAUUGAUAGAAUUGACCAUGAGUACAUUGAUGUCAUCAGAAGUUUAUACCAAGGAGGUUCAGGAAGCUUUUAGUACGUUACAAGAUCAAUUUAGACAAAUAAAUUCGUUGGAGAAUGAUAGAUGGCCAAAGAUAACCUGGCCAGAUUUUGUUUGGAUAAGUGGACAAUAUAAGCAACAUAAGGUAUUUUUGGAGAUGUAUUUGAAAUCCAUUGAAUUGUGUUUGACUAAAAUAAACGUGUUAGAUGGAAUUGUCAUUCCCGAGCAUGACAUUUUUAAUUAUCAUAGAUAUAUUAUGAAUAAUGAUAUUAUAGAGUUUUUUAAUUUUUGUGAUUAUUCCAAUACUGAAUCAGUUGCUAUUACCGGCAAGAUAUCUAUACCGAAAAAGACCUUCUAUUCCAAGGACUUACAGCCAUUUGAAGAUGAUUUGGAUUUAUCAGAAAUACGAUCUAAUCUAAUCCAAAUAUUUAAACUUUAUUUGAAUGUGUUUGAUUCAGGCCAAUCAGUUGAACCUUGUAUAAAACAUUUUGUAGAAAGUUAUAGCGGGAAAUAUUUAAUGCCCACAGAAGUUUUAGACUUGGUCCCCGAUAAUUUCCCCUUAUCAUAUCUCAUAAAAUUCUUAGGGCAAGCAAUUGUUGAAUUACAACUGAAAUCAAGAGAACAAAUUUUCCAAAAGGCGAUUACCAGAAAUGAAGGAACAAGACUUAAAAAAUUAUACAAGGAAUUCUUAUCUACUUCUAUAUAG